AUGGAGAAGAAAAUUUAUCUGUGCGAUGUCUUCGACAAGGCGUUCAGCCAAAAUAGCAAUUUUACGAUACAUCGACGCACACACACUGGAGAAAAACCGUACGUAUGUGAUAUAUGCGACAAGUCGUUCUCUGUAAGUGGAACUUUGGUAGCACAUAAGCGGACGCACAAUGGAGAAAAACCAUACACGUGCGAUGUAUGCGACAAGUCGUUCAGUCAAAGUACCAGUUUGACAACACAUCGACGCGAGCACACUGGAGAAAAACCGUACUCGUGCGAUGUAUGCGACAAGUCGUUCUCUGUAAGUGGAAGUUUGAUAGCACAUACGCGGACGCACACUGGAGAUAAACCGUACACGUGCAAUGUAUGCGACAUGUCGUUCUCUGAAAGUGGUCAUUUGACAAGAUACAAGCGUACGCACAUGACACACUAA
Molecule: messenger RNA, 432 nt
Organism: Metopolophium dirhodum (rose-grain aphid)
Lineage: Eukaryota; Metazoa; Arthropoda; Insecta; Hemiptera; Aphididae
Product: protein krueppel-like
Exons: 1
Coding region: 1-432 (143 amino acids)
Cellular component (GO): nucleus
Source: RefSeq, a predicted model, not a curated record